AUGACGACGCCAGCCGAAGACGAUGCUGCCAAGGCGAAGCGCCUCGCGCGCUGCCGCGUCAACCAGAAGCGGUACCGCAUCAAUAAGAAGCACUCGCACGCCAAUCUCGAGAAGGAGGUGCCAGAGCUCGCCAAGAAAGUCGCUCGCCUCGAGGGCCAGCUCGACGUGCUUCGCGCCGCCGUGCGCCUGAGCCAGCCCGAGGUGCACGUUGCCGCUGAGUACUUUCGCAUCUUCCGCUACAGCCAGUCGCGCAACGCGCAGCAGCAAUUUGAGUUUCUCAACGCGACCAUGGACCCGGGCGUCAACUUUAUGGGCCAGAUUGGUAUCCAAAAGCUCCUCGACCAGUGGACGCUGUACCACACGCUCUUUCACUCGUUUGAAAUGACGUGCACGCAAAUGACGACGAUGACACUCGAGCACAACCGCGUCGUACGGGCGCCCGCCAACAUGGAUCUGCGCAUCUCGCGGACGACGCUCCAGGCGCUGUACCCGCACGUGCUAAGCAACGAGCGGCUCGUGCAAAAGCUCAUCGGCCAAGUGCUGCGCAUGUCGGUGCUGAUCCUCUUGCAUUAUGACGAAGACGGCCGGGUCAUCAUUUUCGACACCUCCGCUGACAUGACGGUGGGCUGGGCCAACCUGCUCGAGAGCGUCGAGGACACGCUCGUCGUGCUGGACGGUGCCCGCAUCAAGCACAACGCCGAGCUUCAAGUCGAAAAAACCAUCACCAGCAGCUAG
Molecule: messenger RNA, 735 nt
Organism: Saprolegnia parasitica CBS 223.65
Lineage: Eukaryota; Oomycota; Saprolegniomycetes; Saprolegniales; Saprolegniaceae
Exons: 2
Coding region: 1-735 (244 amino acids)
Source: RefSeq, a predicted model, not a curated record